AUGGCCUCUUUCAACGUGACCAGACUUGAAAACCUAGGUUACGAUAAUGUCGAGUCUCUUGACAACCCUGACGACCCGCGAUUCGUAGCGCAGGAUUGGUCAGCCGAUGCCUACUCUGAUGACCAGGUACAGAGCAAGAUCAAUUACCUCGGUAGCCUGGGUGCGUACAACGAGCAGAGCCAGAUUGUCAGUGCAGUUGCAGCAUACUACUCGAACAACCCCUAUCCUCCUGUUGAGACUGGAACAACUACCACUCAGGCAGCCGCACCCGCACAGACACAGAACUGGGGCCAAGCGUGGCAGAAUUGGCAGAACAGUAGAGGAUCUGGAGGAUCUGGAGGAUGGGGCAACCAGAGGGGAGGCCGACCAUGGAAGAGAUAG
This is a messenger RNA of Aureobasidium musti, 381 nucleotides long. Lineage: Eukaryota; Fungi; Ascomycota; Dothideomycetes; Dothideales; Saccotheciaceae. The record is from the annotation of a GenBank genome assembly.